AUGAUAGCUCAGGUUGGAGAAGUUGUGACCCAAAGUGGGUUGGCUGACUGUGACCGCAACAUAUUAUUUAUUGAAAACAAGAAGGAAUGCAACAAUGCCGAGGCAGACCUGCAGAAAUUAUAUCCGGAUUUACCCAUUACCAAGUACUACUCGAACCUAACUGACGGGGAAGGAGCUGCCAAUGUGAAGCGGUGGAGGACGACACCCAAGUGCUUGAUGAUUGCAACUAGUGGUUUUGGAGCUGGUAUCAACUACAAGCAUGCAGCGGACGUGUGGUUGUUUGAAACUGGCAAGCCUGAGGAGGGGAGCUUUGCUGAGAAGGUGAUGGACUCUAACCGAUGCAUACCUGGCACUUUCUCUGAACUGUUGGAUGGAGAGCUACGUGACUGCAGGACUGUAGGCUGUACUCGAGUGUGUAUGCACUGUGAAGGCCAGGUUGUCUAUGAGUCAAAAAAGCGUAAGGCGGCUGACGACGUAGAGGACUCACUACCUGGUGAACGGCCAAUGUAUCUGUCGAAUGUGAAGAGGGCACGGGGCCAAGUCAACAUUGUUGAUCAGAUUGGUCUUGCCAUUACAAAUGUACGUCAACAGCUGACUGGACUUUGUGGCUACUGUUUAGCAAAGGACAAGGUGGAGCACCGUCAUGUAGAUGACAAGUGUGAUAAGAUUGUAGGUUGCUUACGAUGCACUGGAGUUGGACAUUGGACCUCGAGAUGUCAAGCCCCCCAGCUAUCCAAGGUCCUUGAAAGGAAUGGCAAUGCUGCCUUCCGACUGUGUCACUUCUGUGGUCUUGGAGAUGGCCAUGGUGAUGACAGGUUCCACCAUGAACCUAUUGUUGGUACACUGAAGAAGUGUGAUAGUGGACUACAAAAUAUUGUCAAGACGCGUGAGAUACGUGUUGGAGUUGACAAAGCCAGUGUGCAUGCUUUCCAGCAAUGGCUGGGAUGCCCGUGGGCCAAUAUGGUUACCUUGUUUAUUGUAUUACGUGAUGCACAUUUAUGCAAACUAGCGUCAGAAUUUGUCGGAUGA
Melampsora larici-populina 98AG31 is the source of this 1029-nucleotide messenger RNA. RefSeq lists its product as uncharacterized. Lineage: Eukaryota; Fungi; Basidiomycota; Pucciniomycetes; Pucciniales; Melampsoraceae. The transcript has 4 exons. The record is from RefSeq and is a predicted model, not a curated record. The coding region runs from base 1 to 1029 and encodes 342 amino acids.